GCAGCUUCCGCUUCGUUCGUACGGCGGUGCUCGGCAAACUUCGAGUCGGUGUAUAGGAUGAGUUGGUGGGGGUAACCUGAAUCGCGUAUAGAGCAAUAGACAAGGACAGAGAGAGAGAAAGCAAGAUAGAAAUCAGACCAGGACGGUGCAGAGAGCGGAGACCAGCGUGUCUCCUCUCGUGCAUGCGUUUCGCUGUGUGGCACGGUAUGUGUGCGGCCGCAACACACGGAUAGUCAGAAGGACGUAUGCGUGGCGCGGUGAGAAACGUGUUACGAACAGUGACAGACAAGAUGGCGGUGUGCCUUGUGCGGUGGUAGUAACGGUGGUGCUUAGAGCACGUUAAAAAAAAAAAAAACAUAGUGGUACAAAAGAGAUUGGUAAAGGGUUGGCAGCUGGAUAGCGUAGUAUGGAGCCAGCUCUUACAUCGACCACGAGACGUCGCGGUCAUCAGCAUCAUCCGCGACACGCUACGCGCCGACGUCUCGACGCCUCCAGCAGAGGACCCGCGCAGUGUGGCCCUGCUGAUAUCGUUAAAGAGACGGCGAUCCCUAACAACGAGCAACCAACUACUGCAACGUCACCGAGACUCGAGGAAAAGAGUAAUGUCAUUGAUACGGAUUGUUCCCAGGCGGUGACAAUACCCACGAUCGUCGGUGCGAGGUGGCUACGCGAUCCGACGGCAACGAUACCCGCUAAAGAUGCAACCACCAACGAAGACGCGAACAAUUUAAAGAAUAAUCUCGAGAACGAUGAGAGAGACGAGGACGUCCGACAGAGGCUCGCGCAGUGUAGCCUGGACGUACUCGACGAACGACGCGAACAGUCCGUUCGUGAAAGAAACGAAAAGGAGAGCUGUGACAGCUACGAGAUCAAACCGUCGGACAAGCCUCGAUCGAGAGCACGUGGGAAGAAAAUAUGCGGAGACGAAUCUAUCGUUAUUAGAAGUAAAGAAACUUCACCGGAGCCUGAGCACGCGGUCGCGAGGGCUCGUGGUGACGGCAACUCCGACGACGAGUCGACGAACGUCGAGGAGGAUCCGGAACUUGCUGAACUUGCUAAGUUGAGAUGUCCAAGCGAACGGGCCGAGGUACAGGCCGAAAGAGAAAGACGAAAACGAAGAUGCGCCGAUUAUCCCGGAUUGGCCUUUGGAUGUUCCAUAUUCUCCAGCGACACGAUGAUGAAAUUCAGUCUGAUAAGGAACGAAUUGCAGAAUAUCAUGGGGAACCAGUUGAAACGGGCUGAGUCCGAAGUAGCCGCUCUGAAUCGUCGUAUCCAAUUGUUGGAGGAGGAUCUCGAGAGAUCCGAGGAACGCCUGGCUACUGCCACUGCUAAAUUAGCAGAGGCGUCGCAGGCUGCGGAUGAGAGCGAACGAGCCCGCAAGAUUCUCGAGAAUCGCAGCUUGGCCGAUGAAGAGCGCAUGGACGCCCUCGAAAAUCAGCUGAAGGAGGCCAGGUUCCUCGCUGAAGAAGCUGACAAGAAAUACGAUGAGGUCGCCCGUAAAUUGGCCAUGGUUGAGGCCGAUCUAGAACGUGCUGAAGAGCGUGCCGAGGCCGGAGAGUCGAAGAUCGUCGAACUUGAAGAGGAACUGCGCGUGGUUGGCAACAACUUGAAGUCCCUCGAGGUCUCUGAGGAGAAGGCGACGCAAAGAGAGGAGACUUUCGUGGGACAGGUGAAGAUUCUGGAUAGUCAAUUGAAAGAGGCCGAAGCUCGCGCUGAGUUCGCGGAGAGAUCCGUGCAGAAAUUGCAGAAGGAGGUCGACAGGCUCGAAGACGUGGUGGUAAACGAGCGCUGUAAGUACAAAGCGAUCGCCGACGAGAUGGAUCAGACGUUCGCCGACCUGGCCGGAUAUUAGCAGCCACGUACACGCGUAUAAACAUAUUAUAUGUUAUUUAAACCGAGAAAUGAAAGAAAAACAAAGGACAGAUCACGCUACGUUAAGAGACACUGCCAGCACGCAGACCCUUCAUCGCACGACGCCCGAAACGAAGAGCAUUGGUUUUCUCGAUCAGGACGAAGAGGAUGCGACGCCAGGCGUCUCCUCUGCGACACCUACACAGCGUCAAACGCUCGAUGGAUAUUCGAAGUAGUCUGUUUCAUAGAUUUUUCUAUUAAUUUCAUUAUUUUCUACCUUUCCUUUGAAAUUCUUCUAUCUAGCCAAAUAAUCAGGAAACGAAGAAAAAGGAAAUCCUGACUAUCAUUGAAUUAACAAUGGCAAUUUGAAAUGAUGAAUUGAGACAUUGAUCCUUGGUACGGCCAUCUCUGCUGUGACACUUUAGUAAGAUUAUGGUAAUUUUUAUAUUAAUUUCUAUUUAAAGAGACGAGAGAGAAGAAAGAGGAAUUGAUUGAGAUAACGUAAGAAAUAGAAAAUUUAAAUAGCAGGACGUAGAUUUGAGUCCGAUAGUUUGCGCAAAAUUUGUAAUAAUUAAGGCUAUUUUCAAGGCCUUUCUUUUCUAGCUCUCUGUUUUAUAGAUCUUUAUCAAUUUUUAGAUUUAUCGUAUACAGGUUUUGGACAAAUCCAACCAGUUACAUUCCCCAAAAAAAAAGAAAAAUUCAUUUUGUUUCGAGCUUCCAGAUAAUUAAGAACAAGAUUGCGACUAGUUUUUUUUUUACUAUUUAUAUUAUAUAUUCUACAUAUGUUUUUUAAGGAGGUAUGAUUUAACAAAAUUUAGAAUUAUUCUGUUCUUCCUAUGAUUCAUAAAAUUCAUGGUAUCAUUCCAUACAUAUUUUUCAUUAGGUUCAAAUCUAAUUAUCUAAUUAACUUCUCUUGGAUAAUUUUCACGAUCAUUCAAUUAAAUAUCGAUGCUGUAUCGCUGUGUAGGCAUAUUCUCUUCUGCAUUACAUUCCCACGUACACACAGGAUCUCUUACCUUUUGCCAAUUACCGUGAAAUUCAGCUUGUAUCGUACCUGCUCAUCACCCAAAAAGGCUUUCCUUUGUGCCAAUGAAUCCACAAUCUCAACGUAUUUGAACAGACACUCGCGUAGAGAUAAUCAACCGGUUAACACUCCACCAAACGAUAUACGAAAAAAUAUUUAGCAAAUUUUUUAAGGAUAUAUUUCCUUUGUCAGACGUGCAAAUGAUAGCCAAAUCGCUAGAGUAUUGAUAAAGAAUAAAAGUCUGACGAUUGUUCAUCGAAAUUCGAUAGAAAAUCGAGAACAGCCGCUUCGAGCAUUUAUUGCAAAUGAAAUUAAAGAAAUUUUUUAGCAAGAAUCUUGUAAAUUUAUAAUACAUUCCAAAGUUCAGGGGAACAAAUGUUUCGCUAUUUAGAUAGAUAACGAGGUCCAUAGAUGAAAUUUUAAUCUAAUUUCGCGCAUUAUUGCCGGAACUGUUUCGUUGCUUUUGUGUCUCGUAAUGUUGCAAGACUGCUACGUGUUUCGAAUAGCUUUUGUAUGGAGUGUUGUUUCGCUUUUUGAGAAAUUCGUACAAUUUUGUGAGUGAUUGAAAUUACGUUAAACGCUAGAAUAUCGACGCGAUAUCUUCUGAUUUUGCUUUUGAAUAAAUUUAGAAGCUUUUCAUUUUCACCCCGAUAAUAAAUUUGCAAUGUAACAAUACGUGUUCCUUUGCAAUAAUAUCGUGAGAGAAAUCCCAGCAGUUGAGGGACGAUGAGGUAAAGAAAAUGAUAGAAAAUUGCUAAGAUUAGGAACGGCACGUAGUGUUGAAAUUUUCCAGAAAGAAAAUUAAUCACGAGAUACUUCGUGUCAGAGUUGGGCAUUAUUAGCGUGGAUUUUUCCAAGAUUCUCAAAUUCGAUUCUGUGUAUCAUUGCAUGAAUUUUCGUACAGAAUUCAUUAAACCUUGUGCUGGUCCUAUGUAUUAAUUAAAUAAAUAAUGGAAGAAAUUUUCAAACGUCGACAGAAAUUUUGCCCAAGUCUGUUUAAUAUGGACCCAAAUGAAAAAUUUGCAUUUAACAGUCGCGAUAUCGGUCUUUUAAAACCAUUAUCCUUUUACUGUACUUAUGUCACUCAAUAAAUGUGCAUUUUUUAUA
Molecule: messenger RNA, 3982 nt
Organism: Osmia lignaria (orchard mason bee)
Lineage: Eukaryota; Metazoa; Arthropoda; Insecta; Hymenoptera; Megachilidae
Gene: Tm1
Product: tropomyosin 1
Source: RefSeq, a predicted model, not a curated record